Messenger RNA from Micropterus dolomieu (smallmouth bass), 5089 nucleotides. RefSeq names its product sortilin 1b (gene sort1b). The record is from RefSeq and is a predicted model, not a curated record. Gene Ontology annotation, biological process: endocytosis; vesicle organization; Golgi to endosome transport. Bases 307 to 2778 code for a protein of 823 amino acids. Lineage: Eukaryota; Metazoa; Chordata; Actinopteri; Centrarchiformes; Centrarchidae. Gene Ontology annotation, molecular function: protein binding. The transcript has 20 exons. Gene Ontology annotation, cellular component: membrane; Golgi apparatus.
UGGCUGAGGAGUUGCAGGGCGAGUAAUGUGCGUUAAAUACCCUGGUUAAUUUGGAAGAAGUGUUUUGAUAGGCGUAUUUCCCCCCAGCUGAUGUUCGGGGAAACAGCCGCAGCUUCGAGGUCGUUCCGUGUUUUCAAAGCACGAAAUAGUCGCUGUCAGGACUACUGUUUUGUUGAUGUCAUCCGCGACAGAGCUGUAGCGACCUUCAGUUUCUAGACAAGACCGGGAUAAACAAAGACUCGUUUUGGGGUGGUUCUUUUUUACGUCUUUAUUUUGUUUUCUUUGCCGGUGAGACUAGCAGCAUCGAUGAUGGGACUUCUGCUGCCCUGCGUCCUGCUGUUAUCUGUUUUCACUUUCGCAGCCAGUUUAGAUUUUCAGCAGGAAUCCAAACCCCUCGGACAGUCGGAUUUUGUGAGGCGUUCAUACAUUGAAGAGAAAGCUGCGAAAAUAGCAAAGAGGUCUCUGCCUGCAUGGCUGGCUGCAUCACCGAAUCACAAGAUAAAACGAAGAAGCACCGAGCAGGACAACUCCUGCGGAGCUCUUCAAGGAUAUGACGCCAAGUUAGCAGAGAACACCCACAGUUACACCUUCAAUGACCUGAGCGGGUCAGUGUCGCUGGCCUGGGUUGGAGAUGGCACAGGGGUCAUCCUGGCUUUGACAACUUUUCAGGUGCCCUUCUUCAUGUUAAGGCUGGGGCAGUCUAAACUCUAUCGAAGUGAGAACUACGGGAAGUCAUUCGAGGAUGUGACCAACCUCAUCAACAACACCUUCAUCAGAACAGAGUUUGGCAUCGCUAUCGGCCCCGAGAACUCUGGGAAAGUGAUCCUGACAGGAGAAGUGUCUGGUACUCUUGGAUCUCGGAUCUUUCUUUCCGAUGACUUUGGAAAAAGUUUCACCCACCAGGACCUGCCUUUCAUCCCCCUGAUGCAGAUCAUAUACAACCCGGACAAUUCCAGUGAGCUGCUGGUCCUCAGUAAUCACAAUGAACUGUGGCUGUCUAAUGAUUUUGGCAGCAACUGGAAAAAGAUCCAUGACAUGGUGUGUCUGGUGAAAUGGGGAAGGAAAAAUGCCAUCUUCUUUACGGCCAGCCUCAAUGGAUCCUGCAUUGAAAGGGGAAUGUUGGAACUGAGGAGGACGACAGACUUCGGCACCACCAUCAAGACUGUCGCCAGUAAGAUCUACUCCUUCGGCCUGGGUGGACGUUUCGUCUUUGCCUCUGUAAUGACGGGCAAGGGAACUCUGAGAACAAUCUAUGUGUCUGUGGACCAGGGUGAGACGUGGAACAUGGCCCAGCUGCCCCCUGUCGGUCACGAGCAGUUUUACUCCAUCCUGGCAGCAAACGAUGAAAUGGUCUUCAUGCAUGUCGACGAGCCGGGAGAUACAGGAUUUGGUACCAUUUAUGUAUCAGAUGACCGGGGCACUGUGUACUCCAAGUCAUUGGAGCGGCACCUAUAUACCACCACAGGGGGUGAUACUGACUUCACUAACGUCACCUCACUGCGAGGAGUUUUCAUCACCAGUGUCCUGGCGGAAGAUAAAAGCGUGCAGUCUGUGGUGUCCUUUGAUCAGGGAGGGGAAUGGGUUCCACUGCGGAAACCUGAAAACAGCAAGUGUGAUGCUACAGCCAAAGACCCAGACAAGUGCAGUCUCCACAUCCACGCAGCCUACAGUAUUGCUAUGAAGCUAAACGUCCCCAUGCUGCCUCUUACUGAACCGAAUGCUGUGGGUCUCAUCUUAGCUCAUGGAAGUGUUGGUGAUGCCAUCUCAGUGAUGAGGCCUGAUGUGUAUGUGUCUGAUGAUGGGGGGUACACCUGGAUAAAGGCACUCAACGGUGCCCAUCACUAUGCUAUUCUGGACUCUGGAGGGCUGCUGGUUGCUGUGGAGUACAGUUCCAGUCCUAUCAACAAGAUCAAAUUUUCUACUGAUGAAGGACAGUGCUGGAGAGUGUACAACUUCACCAAAGAACCCAUCUACUUUACUGGACUGGCGUCAGAGCCAGGAGCUCGCUCCAUGAAUGUCAGUGUCUGGGGCUACAAAGACUCUCUCUUCAGCCAGAACUGGAUCUCCAUCACCAUUGACUUCAGGGAACUUCUCACCAGAGACUGUAAUGACAAGGACUAUGUGCCGUGGUUGGCCCACUCUGAUGACAUCAGUGACCCCAGCGAUGGUUGCAUGCUGGGCUACAAAGAGAAGUUCCUGCGUCUCAGGAAGGACUCUGUUUGCUGGAACGGACGAGAUUACCAGGUUAACACACAGCCAACGCCAUGUUUGUGCACCCUGGAUGACUUCCUGUGUGACUUUGGAUACUACCGUCAAGAGAACAGCUCUGAGUGUGUGGAGCAGCCGGACCUGAAAGGCAAAGUGCUGGAGUUCUGCCUGCAAGGCAGAGAGGAGCAACUGCAGACUACUGGGUACAGGAAAAUCCCUGGUGAUAAAUGUGAAGGAGGAGAAAUGCCGGAGCGUAAAGAGAUCGACCUCAGUAAGAGGUGUGUGAGCGACCUUGUGGGCCCAGAACUUCUGGUAGACAGUCACCCCUCAAAGUCUGUAGCUAUCGUGAUAACGGUCAUCCUCGUCAUGCUGCUGAGCAUCGCAGCAGGAGUUAUCUUCGUCAAGAAAUAUGUCUGUGGUGGCAGGUUCUUGGUUCACAGGUACUCCGUGUUGCAGCAGCAUGUUGAGGACAAUACUGUUGAGGAGCAGGACGACCCUCUGGACACCAACCACAUUCAAAAUGGAAAGAUAGAGUUUCAUGACGACUCAGAUGAGGACCUGCUUGAAUAGCAGGUACAACCUGUCGUACAAGUGAGCAACAGGUUCCAGUCUACCCCGUGGCUGGCCGCUGUUCCUGUUACUCUUUGUCUCCAACUACUUCUUCCUUUCACCUUCUUGUAUGACCAUUGACCUCGGCUACCAGACUAAGUGUCUGUGCCACUCUGCUGUCAUCUAUAAUGAAUGUACAGAGGCCUCCUGGGACUAAUUUCACAGUUGGGGAAAACUAUGAAGGAAGUCCUGUAGUGUUGCGCUUCAGUUAUUGAUUGAGUUUGAAUCUCUGAGUAAUUUAUUUUAGGGGAAGAAGAACUGAUGCAGUUAUUUGAAUUGCUGACAGAGCCAGAGUAGUGGGUUUUGAAACAAAGCUAGUUGUAUAAAUCCAGCACCAUUGCAUUACGGGUCCUGCCUCUCCCAUCACCUGGGAGUGCUCUUGGAAAUCUUUCUCACUUCUGUUGAAAAUCUGUAUCCUUUUUCUAAUGCACUUGCACAUCAAUCAGUUUGUUUUUUUGCCAUUUCUGAUGUGGUAUCAUCAUGUUUGGUAGGUGUAUGGAAAAAAGGUUCCUGUUGGUAGCUGGUUAAUAACUCUCCCAAACUACUUGAGUCUUAAUCCCUUCUUUUAAUAAAGUAUUUGUUGGUCAAAAAAGUGUGCCCCAGACGACCAAGAGUAUGUAAAUGUUUUUAGCCUUCUCCUCUCUGGGCACUGAUUUGUAAAAUCUCCUGUUGUAGUCUGUAUUUGGAAUACAGUACUUUUUGUACUCCAUUGGCAUUGAUCUCCAUGGUUGAAGUAAUGAAACGCAAGUGGAAAUUCCUAUUUGCAUUAGGUUUGAUAGCAAUAACAUGUUUAAGUAUAUUGUCCAUGCACGUUAAAUAAUCCUAUUGGCACAAUAUCUCUAAUGUCAGUUGCUUUGUUUGAUGAAUGGAGAUGUCAUCGUGUAAAACACAUUACGCAUCAAUGUAUAGGGUGUUUAUAGUGUGUCUGUUUAAGGAUUUGUUAAAACAUUUAUGUCUGCGGUCUAAUUGCCUAAAGCACAAGGUCCUUUGUAUGCUUGGAGUUUGUAGUUUAACAUUUUCCUACAUGUGACCUAAUGAUUAAUAUAAGACUGUAAUAAUCACUAUAAUCACAUACAAGGCGUGUUUAUAAUCAUUUGAGCGGGGUUUUGUACUAACAAACUUUUGAACUUAUAAAACAAAUGACAAAUUGCGGUUUGGAGAUGUUCAGAAAUCACAGAAAUAAUUAUAGUUUGAUAGUAAAUAUCUACACACAUUUUUUACAUCAGAUUCAGAUAACUGAACGUAUCAAUAUAAUUUGGCAACAGCACAGGGGCAAUGUGAAUAACAAUUCAAUUAUGUAAAUGUUGUAUAGCAUAAUUAACACUGUUGCCUAGAGGUAACAGACAUGGUUGUACAAGUUGCUUUUUUUAAAGUUGGUUUUUACAUCUGAGAUGGAUCAAAUUCUCUAAAAUAAUUGGGAUAUUGAAAGUUUCUCAUCGGUGUGUUGUACAGUGAACUGCUGUAUUGUAUUUUAUUUUUAUUUUUUUGUAAUAAUCCUGCUACUACUGACAUUUUGAAUCUAAGCUGGAUUGGCCACUGACUCUCAACAGAUCUAUCUCAAGUCUUACAGGGUUGUUUUUUUCCCCCUCCUUCUUUUAAACAUUUGUUGCACAAUUUGUCUGUCUUGUGUUAAAUACAUUACUUCCAUAUAGUUUUUUAUUUAUUUGUGACUAGCAUGUUCAGAGCGCAGUAAAUUGGAUGUGGUUAUACAAGUGCCUGGUGUGAGAAUAAGAUGCGAGGCCCUCCCAAAGUGUGGCCAGCAUCUAUUUACUGAUAAUUAUUUAUAUCAACUGUGUAACCAGUUUCAUCCAAUAUGUAAGUGACACCCCUAUGUUGCACUUGUUGCCUAAGAUGAAUCCUUGAACAGUGAAGGAAUUGUUUAAUUUUCAAAAAUAUUUUAAUCUAUAGACCUUUGUAAAGAAAAUAGCCUUCAGUAAGCUGGUUAUUCUCUCGUUCAUGUCUUGGCAGGAGACUAUAUUGUGGCUGAGAUAAUUUGAAAAGAGAGGCAACUCGAAUAAAAAACAGGUGGAGUGGAUACAGGGUAAUUAGGUAGCUGCUUUACACUGGGAGACACUUAGGAAGAUCUUAUUUAAUUACGGUUUAUUGCAUUAAGUGGAGUAACACUUUUCUUACAGUUUAAAAACUGCUGUAUAAAUGUCAUUGUGAUGGUUAUGUAAAUAUUCGAGGUUACAUCUGUAUUUGCAGUUUCUCUCUCCUGUAUAUUUGAGGCAAUUUUAUUCUGGUUUGCCAAUAAAUUCCUAUGUUCCUCUUA